This is a messenger RNA of Sorex araneus (European shrew), 915 nucleotides long. RefSeq names its product H-2 class II histocompatibility antigen, E-S beta chain-like. The coding region runs from base 1 to 915 and encodes 304 amino acids. Gene Ontology annotation, biological process: peptide antigen assembly with MHC class II protein complex; immunoglobulin production involved in immunoglobulin-mediated immune response; antigen processing and presentation of exogenous peptide antigen via MHC class II. Gene Ontology annotation, cellular component: lysosomal membrane; late endosome membrane; MHC class II protein complex. The transcript has 5 exons. Gene Ontology annotation, molecular function: MHC class II protein complex binding. Lineage: Eukaryota; Metazoa; Chordata; Mammalia; Eulipotyphla; Soricidae. The record is from RefSeq and is a predicted model, not a curated record.
AUGUCCAGAGAGAAGUACUGGAAGGUUCAGGAGCUGCAGGGCUGUAGGGUGGGAAGUGGGGUGUCGGGAGGAGAGGGAGUUCUGAGGCUGCAUCUUCCAGGAGGAGGAGGUGAUGGGAGACCCUCCAGUUCAGGCUUCCUGGCCUCGCGCAAGUUCCAAAUGCCAGGAGCAGAGGAAUUUCCCCUGACCCUUGGUCUUCUUCUGCAGCAGGCGCAAGUGAGUUUCCACUAUCAGAUAAAGCAUGAGUGUCAUUUCUCCAAUGGGACGGAGCGAGUGCGCUACCUGGAAAGAUACUUCUAUAACCGAGAGGAGUUCGUGCGCUUCGACAGUGACUUGGGCAAGUUCCAGGCGGUGACUGAGCUGGGGCAGCAAAACGCUGAAUCCUGGAAUCAACAGAAGGACACCGUCGAGUAUAAGUGGGCCGCAGUGCGCAGGUUCUGCAAACACAACUACAAGGUCGGGGAGAGCUUCACUGUGCAGCGGAGAGUUGAGCCUCUGGUGACCGUGUUUCCUUCAAAGACGCAGUCCCUGCAGCACCACAACCUCCUGGUCUGCUCUGUGAAUGGUUUCUAUCCGGGUCACAUUGAAAUCAGGUGGUUCCGGAAUGGCCAGGAAGAGAAGGCAGGGGUUGUCUCCACAGGUCUCGUUCCUAAUGGAGACUGGACGUUCCAGACCCAGGUGAUGCUUGAAUCAGUCCCUCAGAGUGGAGACAUCUACAGCUGCCAAGUGGAGCACCCAAGCCUCCAGAGCCCCAUCACAGUAGAAUGGAGGGCUGAAAGUGAAUUUGCUCUGAGCAAAAUACUGAGUGGAAUUGGGGGCUUUGUUCUGGGCCUACUCUUCCUUGGCGUAGGCCUGUUGGUCAACUACAAGAGUCAGAAAGGACACUCAGGACUUCAGCCAACAACUAAUCUUUAG